Molecule: messenger RNA, 2845 nt
Organism: Lampris incognitus (smalleye Pacific opah)
Lineage: Eukaryota; Metazoa; Chordata; Actinopteri; Lampriformes; Lampridae
Gene: ak5
Product: adenylate kinase 5
Exons: 14
Coding region: 246-1967 (573 amino acids)
Biological process (GO): nucleoside triphosphate biosynthetic process
Cellular component (GO): cytoplasm; cytosol
Molecular function (GO): ATP binding; nucleoside diphosphate kinase activity
Source: RefSeq, a predicted model, not a curated record
ACGACGAGCGCGCAUCACGGAGGAGGCUGGCACGGUGGCAAUACUGCCUACAGGAAUCCACUUACAGAGUCACCGAGGGGGCAGAAAAUGCGCUGAGAGGGUUUUUUUGGCGGACGCAUCAUCAGAGGAUCUCUGGACGUCGCGCGGUCUGUUGCCAGUCCAGAACCUGCGCGGAAUCGCUGGGAUUGCUGGAGAAGGAGCCACUCCGGGGGCAACUUUCGGUUUCCGACGAGACGUCUGAGGAGAUGAACACCGCCGAUGCCAAGGAGUACCUCGCCAGACGAGAGAUACCCCAACUGUUUGAGAGUUUGCUGACAGGUUUGAUGUACUACCGGCCCGAUGACCCCAUCGACUACUUGGAGGGCUGCCUGAAGAAGGUGAGAGAGCUGGGAGGGACCGACAAGGUGCGGUGGGACACUUUUGUGGGCCAGGAGAAGAAGUCCCUCCCGCCCCUCAACGGGGGCCAAUCGCGCAGGUCCCUCUUCAGAAACGUGUUGCCCGACAGCCCCAAUUUUCCGUACAGGCGGUACGAUCGUCUGCCCCCCAUCAGCCAGUUCUCCAUCGAGAGUGACUCGGACCUGUCGGAGACGGCCGAGCUCAUAGAGGAGUAUGAGGUGUUCGACCCGUCCAGACCGAGGCCCAAAGUCAUCCUCGUCAUCGGAGGCCCUGGCAGUGGGAAGGGAACACAGAGCCUGAAGAUCGCCGAGCGCUACGGCUUCCACUACAUGUCUGUGGGCGAGCUGCUGAGGAAGAAGAUGAUCCACAACGCCACCAGUAACCGCAAGUGGAGCUUGAUCGCCAAAAUCAUCACCAAUGGAGAGCUGGCACCACAGGAGACUACCAUCACAGAGAUCAAGCAGAAGAUCAUGAAGAUACCGCAAGCCGCGGGGAUCGUGAUCGAUGGGUUCCCGCGCGACGUCGGACAGGCCCUGUCUUUUGAGGACCAGAUUUGCACCCCUGACCUGGUGGUGUUCCUGGCCUGCGCCAACCACCGCUUGAAGGAGCGCCUGGAGAGGCGUGCCGAGCAGCAGGGUCGUCCGGACGAUAAUCCCAAGGCCACGGAGCGCCGCCUCACCAACUUCAAACAAAACACCAUCCCUCUGGUCAAAUACUUCCAGGAGAGGGGCCUUAUUGUCACGCUGGACGCCGACCGAGAUGAAGAGGAGGUUUUCUCAGAAAUCAGCAUGACUCUGGACAACAAGCUGUUUCCCUCCAAAGAGCCCGUUGCUGGUCCCAGUGAACUGGACCUCAACCUGCUGGGUGAAACCAGCAGUCUGGCGGAUCUCGCCUGCAAGUAUGAUGAACAGGUUGAGGAGGGAGGAGCAGCUGAAUAUGCUGAAGGAUCUACUGAAAGUUUCUGCGCAGAACAGAAGACACCAAAGAUCAUCUUCAUGAUAGGCGGGCCGGGUUCGGGGAAAGCGCUCCAGUGUGAGAGGAUGGAGGAGAGGUUCGGCCUGCGCCGAGUCACCCCGGCUGACCUGAUCUGUAACGAGCUGCAGUCGGAUGGCGAGCGGGGUCGCUUCCUACGGGACGCCCUGGAGAGGGGCGAGCAGCUCCCCGAGGACACGGUGCUGGACCUGCUGUGCGAGGCGGUGGCAUUGUCCGUGCAACAGGGGAAAGGCCUGGUGAUCAGCGGCUUCCCCAGAGUCGCCAGACAGGCCGAGGAGUACGAGGCCAAGAUGGGGGAGCCCAGUGCGGUGCUGCUGCUGGACUGUUGUUCUGACACCAUGUCCGACCGCCUUCAGGGUCGUGAUCGGUUCUCCUCGAGCUCCAGCUUCCAUCUCGAUGGAGACAGAGAAAGAAAGGGCAUCCUCGAUAGGAAGGCUGAGAGCUUCUGCAGUGACGUCCAGCCUGUGGUCACACACUAUGAACGCCGGAGGCUUCUGCACAGGAUUGACGCGGAGAGGUCACCAGAGGAGGUGUUUGUGGAGAUCUGCCGAUCCAUAAACACAUGUAAGGGGCUCUAGAUGUGACGGAAACUCACCGCUGCACCCUGCUCGUCCCCAAGGACCAGCAACUUAUGUGUGAAGAACUCCCUUUCUCUCUCAACCAUUACUAGUCGGUCAAUGGAGGCUCACGCCACACACAUGCAUAACCCUCGCACCAUGCAUCAUACACAGAUUGCUCGUUGAACUGCGGCCGGUCAAAAUGCAUGUCUCAAUCUCUCAGUGUCUUCGAGCUCUAGUGGCAGACGUUGUCAACAAAACCUACUUCUGUUUGUGAUGGCAAAGAAGCGGCACACACUCACGCACGGCUUUGUCCACUUGCAUCAUCUCUCUCUCUCUCAUCUUGGUAUUGGCCUGUCAAGGGUAUAUGCUGCCAACCGCCUGAACUCCCGGGUAAAUAACUGUGCUGAGAAAAUAGCAGGGCCUGCUGUGACUGGGAGCCGGUGCCGGGCUGCACGCCGAAACUCUUCAGAAUGAAUGUUCUGCUUUCCCCAAGGCAAAAUAAGAGGGCUUCUGCCAUGCUAAGAAAAAAAAAAGCAAAAUGUCAAACAGUAUGUGGGCAACAAGAGCACAUGAUGUGCGUUCACGCUCUCAUUCACAGCACGCCGUCUAUAGUAGUAAGCAUGCAAGAAUUACAAUCAAGCUUACCGCCUUGUUGUGCAUUAUAUGGAAAGAAGCAUAUAAACGUGUAUAUUAUGGCUGUCUGCAAGCUUCUCUUAUGGGACAAUGUCAAAUUUCAGUGCUUGUUUUAAGUUUGGAUAUUUAACAAUCAAUAAAUAUUGUUUGCUAAGUAGUGUUUUUUUGGAGUCUGUGCCCUGAUGUGUCCUGUAUGAUCACAACUGAUGUGACAGUGCCACCUGCUGGUGGCUUACUCACAACAACGGUAAUGUUAAGUGAUG